AAUUUUCAGAGGAGGUAAUUCCACAAAAACAACAAAAAGAUGUCGUUGGUAAUUCCGGAAAAGUUUCAACAUAUUCACCGUGUGAUGAACACGAAUAUUGAUGGUAACCGUAAGGUUCCAUUCGCGUUAACGGCCAUCAAAGGUGUGGGAAGGCGUUUUGCGUUCGUCGUCUGUCGGAAGGCCGACAUCGACGUGAAUAAGCGUGCCGGUGAGUUAAGCGAAGAGGAUAUGGAGAACCUCACACAAGUAAUGCAAAAUCCGAAACAAUACAAAGUGCCGAAUUGGUUCUUGAACAGACAAAAGGACGUCAAAGAUGGAAAAUAUUCACAGUGUCUGUCCACCACACUCGAUAACAAAUUGCGUGAGGAUUUGGAACGUUUGAAGAAAAUUCGUCUUCAUAGAGGUCUCAGGCAUUACUGGGGUCUCCGUGUGCGUGGUCAACACACCAAGACAACCGGACGUAAAGGACGCACUGUUGGUGUGUCGAAGAAGAAGGGUGGUUAAUAUUAAUAACACCGAUUCUGAUUGUAAUCAGGAUGUGAUCGGGAAUAUUUUCAAUUUGCAAGAUGAUUUGAAGUCAUGUUAUCGUUGUGUGAAUGAUGAUGUUAAUUGUUUUUGGUUGUUGUUAUAUGAAUUUGAAAAUAUAUUCAUUAAUUAUUUUCACCUCGCAAGAGAAAUAAAUAAAUAAUGAUGUUGUUC
Molecule: messenger RNA, 699 nt
Organism: Anisakis simplex (herring worm)
Lineage: Eukaryota; Metazoa; Nematoda; Chromadorea; Rhabditida; Anisakidae
Source: the annotation of a GenBank genome assembly